Cygnus olor (mute swan) is the source of this 1177-nucleotide messenger RNA. It is a transcript of the gene RIPPLY2, whose product is annotated as ripply transcriptional repressor 2. Gene Ontology annotation, cellular component: nucleus. The transcript is spliced from 3 exons. Bases 228 to 632 code for a protein of 134 amino acids. The record is from RefSeq and is a predicted model, not a curated record. Gene Ontology annotation, biological process: negative regulation of transcription by RNA polymerase II; embryonic pattern specification. Lineage: Eukaryota; Metazoa; Chordata; Aves; Anseriformes; Anatidae.
CAUGUGUCCUCUGGAGUGUGAUUAACACCCCGUCGCCAAAUCUCCCCCCCCUCGGGGCCAUUUGGGGCAUGCACGCGUCCGCGCUCCGCGUUUACACGGCGGCGCCUUUUUGUUGAUGGCGCUGGCAGACGAGCCGGGGGAGGUGGGCUCCGCCGCCGCGGGGUAUAAAAGCAGCCCAGGGCAGGGUGAGGAGUGGCGAGGCGGUGACAGGAGCUGUGUGGCGGAGCAUGGAGGUCGGCGGGGUGCGCUGCGGCUGCCCCCGGGGCUUCUCGUCCCUCUCUUCCCCUUCGUCCCCCCCGCGCUGCCGCCGCCGCCAUCACAGCGGCCCGGCCCUCACGGCCCUGCCCUCGCCCCGCAGCCCCGCGCCCUUCUGGAGGCCCUGGCUGCCCGGCCCCGCUGUGCCUCGCAGCCCCUGCGGGCUGGCGCAAGGCUCCCGCAAGCUGGCGCAGUACGCGCACCCCGUCAGACUAUUUUGGCCCAAAUCGAGGUGCUAUGAUUACUUAUAUCAGGAAGCUGAAGCACUUCUGAAAAACUUUCCAGUUCAAGCUACAAUUUCCUUUUAUGAAGACUCGGACAGUGAAGAUGAUGAAGAUGACCUGGAACAAGACUCAAGAACAGAAUCAGACUGCUGACUGCAAGAAAGGCCAACCAAGGAUACUUAUAAGAUUUAAUUUAAGCUUAAUAUAAAAAUGUAUUAUAGUAUUUUUAAAGAUAAUUUAUUUGUAUGUAAGUUAUUCUUAAUAAAAUUGGAAUGUUUUGUAACUUUAUCUGACCCUCUUUCCUUUGUCUUAGUCCCUUCCUGCUUCUAGGCUGGGAGGGUAUUGAUUAGUAUUUUUUUUGUUUGAGGUCCAGUAUUUUUUAGACUAUGAACUUGGACAUCAAUAUUAUGAGUGGAGAACUGUGGCUUCUUUUUAAGUGCUCUGGUCUUGUAGCUUCCUCAGAACUUGAGGAAACAAGGAAGGCUUUGCUCUGUGCCCCAUGUGGAAGCUUGUCAAGGAAUCGGAUUAAAUAUUCUAAUGCUGUGUUGUUAUGAAGGAUUUUCUAACAUGGAAAAGAAACAGUAUAGCUGCUUUUGAGAUGCAGAGGGGAUUCCAAAUCCUACUUGUUAUGGUUAUUCAGUUUAGUCUUUAUUUUUAUGAAGGGGUUUGUCUUAAGUCAUUCUUGUUCUCUCAUUUAA